GUACGUGUGGCGUGCGGAGGGUAGUAGUGUGCUGAGUGCUGUCAGUUGUACCUUAGCGUACCAUGUGCUGAAAGGCUAAGUGUGUGUGCUCCGCGUCGCGCUCUUUUCGCGCUGUGAGAUUCUAGUGCUGAAGAAUAUACAGCUGUGCAAUACCGAAACUUGUGUUGAAUCGUGUGAUCCAAUAGAUUAGCCUCACUGAACUGUGUUCUUCAGCAAAUUGGUCAACCUCUGUGGGAAAAUGAGAAAGAUGACAGAGUCGGUGGGUGCGCGCGAGAGAUGAUCCCGCUCCAAGAUGCUGGCCCCCACCUGGCCGAGAUCCGGUGUGGACUAGCGUCGCGUCGCCUACCUGGACGUGCCCGGCCGACGUAGCGGGGAUGUCCGGCGUCACCUAGCGGGCUGCCACUUCCCGUGACCUUGUUGAGUGACAUUCGUUCCCCUCCGGUGGGCCCACUUGCGUUUGUGUGAGCCGGAGGAAAGAGGGAAAUAUUUUCUGUGAGUGGAGUGAUCGAUCAGUGGAUAGUGAGUGCCCCGAGCAAGAGAGGGCAAUAGAAAGCGCCGCCAUGACGUCCACGAUCCGAGGGUACCUGACCCUCCGGCGGGGCGGCAACAAGAAGAAGAAGCAGCAGCAGCGUGGCAACAUCGCCGACCUGUUCUUCGGCGUGUCGGCCACCUCCGUCACGCCCGUCAGCCUGGUCUCGCACCGCCACUCGCGCUCCUUCCUCGAUCUGCGGGACCUCGGAGAGGACGCCUUCAAAAGAACUCUCAAAGAUGAGAUGGCCGAGGUCACCGCGGAGAUGGAGGCGCUGGAUACGGGGGAAGACAGUAAGAGCAAUCCGAAGAGUAAACAGAUGAGCAUCGGGCGCAAGAAGUUCAACAUGGACCCCAAGAAGGGAAUCGAAUACCUUAUAGACCAUGGCCUCCUUAAGAACACGCCCGAAGACAUCGCCCAGUUCCUGCAUAAGGGCGAAGGGCUCAACAAGACGGCCAUUGGCGACUACCUCGGCGAGCGCAACGACUUCAACCAGUCGGUGCUCGACGCCUUCGUCUGCCUGCACGACUUCACAGAUCUGAUCCUGGUGCAGGCGCUGAGACAAUUCCUGUGGAGCUUCCGCCUGCCGGGGGAGGCGCAGAAGAUCGACCGCAUGAUGGAGAGGUUCGCCCACCGCUACUGCGAGCUCAACCCGGCCAUCUUCAAGAACCCCGACACGUGCUUCGUGCUGUCGUUCGCCAUAAUCAUGCUGAACACGUCGCUGCACAACCCGGCCGUCAAGGACAAGCAGACCAUCGAGCAGUUCAUCGCCAUGAACCGCGGCAUCGACAACGGGGACGACCUGCCCAGAGAACUGCUCGAGAGUCUCUACGAAAGCAUCAAAACGGAGCCCUUCAAGAUCCCCGAGGACGACGGCAACGACCUCAUGCACACGUUCUUCAACCCGGACCGCGAGGGCUGGCUCAUGAAGCAGGGCGGCCGCUACAAGUCGUGGAAGCGGAGAUGGUUCAUCCUCAACGACAACUGCCUCUAUUACUUCGAGUACACGACAGACAAAGAGCCCAGAGGAAUCAUACCUUUGGAGAACAUUGAGGUUCGGGAAGUACAAGACCGCAACAAGCCGAACUGCUUCGAGUUAUAUGCCACCUCGACUGAUUUCAUCAAAGCUUGCAAGACUGACAGUGAAGGGAAGGUUGUGGAAGGCAAGCACACUGUUUACAGGAUGUCAGCUGCCACCCCAGAGGAGAAGGAGGAGUGGAUCAAGUGCAUCAGACAAAGUAUCAGUCAUAAUCCCUUCUAUGACAUGCUAGCCAAGAGAAAGAAGAAUAUUCAGAAGAAUAGCAGUCGGUAAUCAUACCCAAGAAGAAAUACGCUAAUGUUUGCUACAAUAGACUGAACAUUUUAACCCACCUGAACAAUGAGAGGCUGUGCACGAUAUUCGCUGUGGGACAUAUUUCAAGUUUUUGCCUGCAUUCUAGUGAAAAAUGCACAAGCGAGAGAGCCUGUUUCAAGUGCUUGCAUGUGAGAGAAAAUAUUAUACAGACCUAUCACAAGUGAAAUGAUGUUUCUAGUGCUCAGAGACACUGUCAAAAUGUAUAUUUGCUUGCUUGUAUUAAACGUGAAAAGUGUGGGUAAAAAGUACAGUACGCUUUAGCAGUUGCCUCUUUAACAAAGUGUUAAAAACUUUGCAGACAUGUGCGGCAACUUAAAAGAAACCACAAAGAGGUCAUUUUAAACAGGUCUCUGCUGGACAGUGUGAUCAUUGUCAUAAAAUAUAUCUUAUUCCCCGUACAACCUUGUGUCCAGUCAUGAUGUCUGCAUGAACAGAGUUUAGAAUAAUUUCUAAUUGUAAAUAUGUUUGUGAAUAGUGAAAAAUUAAAUUUUAUGAGACAUCAAGGUACUGUUAACCAGUAUCAGUCAUUGAUGCCAAGUGUUUACAAAGGUAUUGUGUAAUAGUGUAAAUAUUUGUAUGUAUUUGGCUUACUUAAUUAGUAUGUGAGGUCAAGAUAUGAAAUCUCCUGCCUCACAAUAGAGUACCAUGAUUGAAUGGAAGGCAUGUAAAAGUCAGUUUGUACCAAAUUGUGUGUUCGUAAACAUUAGAUAAAGGUUCGUAAAUGGAAUGUUAAAAGAGUGGAAGCUUGUGUGUGUGUCCAGAGUAGGUGCCAGAUGUGGCUAUAUAAUAAAGGUACUUCCAGACACCUACAGACUUUGGUGUGUUCUGAAUUAUAUAUAUAAAAUUGCUUGGUAAAUAUAAAGUGUACCCCAGUCUGGAGGUUUUGUUAUGUUUAUAAGUGAGUCUGUGAUUUACCUUUUCAUGCUGUGAGGGAGAGAGAGAGAGAAUGAAAAUGAUGAGAAUGAGAAAGAGAAAGAGAGUGAGUGAGAGUGAGGAUGAGAGAGAAAGAAUGAGAAUAAGAAUUAUGGCCCCAGGAACAGGUGUUUAGAAGUUACAUAACAUUGUAUACAUUUAUAGUUGGGGCCAAAGCACUUCACUCAUCUCACAUCGGAAACAUUCAGCCACACCAAAAUAACAUCAACAGCAGAUCCUUCAUCAAAUCCAUUUAUUGUUGUACAAAGAUCUUGUUGAUGAGCAGCGUUAUGAUGUAAGCAGUAUCUUGGUGUCGUUGUUCUCUUCUGUGGAUUUGAUAUUGUGCUGCCAAUGCUGGUGAUGGAAUAGUAACACUACUCAGGUGGUGGAUAACAACAGAUAAGUGUUGUGUAAAAGCUGGCUUACUUUUCCCCCCCCUUCAGAGAGUGAAAUACAAAAAAUAAUAAAAAAAAGAAUCAAAAUGUUACAGUUAGAUACUAUUAAACUCACAUAUUUUACCCAUUGGAUUUGUCACUACACUAGUGUAAUUUAGGAAUGAUAAAAAUGCAUGCUUCUCUCAGAAACCAUUUGAAUAGGCCAUACUUCACCCCAUUCCAUUUCCAUCUUGAGGCAUGCAUUUGAUGCUCAUGCUUAGCAAAACAACAGAACCCCCCAAAAAAUAAGAAAAAAUAGGAUUAAACUUUGAUCUUUCGCUAACCGGUUCUCUCUGUGGGUGUUUAGAAAGAUUCCCUCCUGGCAUGUGUUGAUGUUAGCGAGUCUGAUUUUGGGAACGCCACCCUUAUUUAUCACUCAUAGACAAAUCUAAUAUUUAGUUCCAUACGGCCCAAUAUCUGCAGUCGUAAUCAGUGGUGCAUGUUUCCACACAAGAUGCUUGGAUCUCAUACUUUUUCAUAUUUAUAAUCAUCUGUUAUGACAUGUGAUCCUGUUGCCAGUUACGAGCAAAUAGAAGACUCUCCCUCCACUCAUUUAGGUCAGCAUCCAAAAGCACUCCCUCCCCUGCAUCAACUCUUGGCUGAUAACUGGCAAGAGAGAAUGGCAUGUUUUUAUUGCUGUGAUGGUUAUCAUAUGGUGAGUACAUAGGACUAGAGUAUUAUCCAUACUCAGGAUAUUUUAAAAUCAUAUCUUUUCUGGUUUUUGGUACGAAGGGAUAACCAGUGACGGACUUGUCAUUGGGUUGAUAUUCAUUUGUUUGUUAUCAUCUGUAUAUUUUGUAUUUUGUUUCCCCCUUCAAUCUCAUGGUAUAUAUUGUUUAAUGUUAUUUAAUAAGAAAAGCUAAAAAACGAAAGGAAAUUCCAUGUCAUUGAUAAAGGAAAACGUUAUCAAUACAGCUACCAAAGAGAUGUUUACAAGAAUUUAAUUUCUCAUUUUGUAAAACUACAACACCUGUUAUGUAUUUUUACUGCAUCUUUCUUUUUUUCUUUUUUUUUUCCUUUUCUUUUCUUUUUUUUUUUUUUUUUUACUUUACACAUGUAAUACUAUUUAUGGCUUUCUUUUCCAAUCAACAAAUUCUUUUUAUUACUAUCCAACAGGGCACAUGUAGGUAAUAUCUGCAUGUGACCUGUCCAUUUUCAUUAGAUUUAAACUGUACAACAUUUCCCCUGUGGUCAAUGUCUAUAUUUGAUUAUGUACAGCCGUGAAAAGGUAUUUACCCAGUUGUAUAUAUUUCUGUAGGACUUUAUAUUAUUGUAAUUAAUAAAGUGAAGACGGUUU
Messenger RNA from Penaeus monodon (black tiger shrimp), 4526 nucleotides. RefSeq names its product cytohesin-1-like (gene step). The transcript is spliced from 9 exons. Gene Ontology annotation, molecular function: guanyl-nucleotide exchange factor activity. Gene Ontology annotation, biological process: regulation of ARF protein signal transduction. Lineage: Eukaryota; Metazoa; Arthropoda; Malacostraca; Decapoda; Penaeidae. Bases 561 to 1841 code for a protein of 426 amino acids. The record is from RefSeq and is a predicted model, not a curated record.